This is a messenger RNA of Closterium sp. Yama58-4, 7479 nucleotides long. Lineage: Eukaryota; Viridiplantae; Streptophyta; Zygnematophyceae; Desmidiales; Closteriaceae. The record is from the annotation of a GenBank genome assembly.
AUGUGCGAAUCUUUUUCAACUGCGCGCUUCGUGAUUAGCAUCCGAUCGCGCUUCGGUGGCUGUAGUUCCGCACAUUGUUCAAUGCCAUAUAUUGCUGCAAAGACUCUCCCAUGUCUCUCAUCCCAUCCCCACCCACAACAACAGGGCCCCAUAGAGAGCGUGACUAUACGCGAGGUGAAGGGCCACCUGGCGUCCCUGAGCAGCCUGAAGCUGCGCCUGCGCGUCAAGAUCAAGGACGUUGACAUCGUGCUCCGCCCCUCGCCCCCCUCCACAUCCAAAAAGAAGAAUAAAUCCUCCAAAACCACCUCCAAUGGUGGAGGUUCCGCGGCUAAAGGCCCGGCCAGGAAGGCCGGGGCGAUUGCGGCCGCGUGGGGGCGGUGGAAGCUGCUAGGGAGCUUUUCUCGGGUGGUUCGGGUGUGUCUGUUUGAUGUGUCUGUGCGGUGGGCUCAGGCUCCCGAUGUGUGCUUCCAGCUGAGGGAGUUUGACCUGUUCUCCACCGCUGAUGCCUCGGGGAAAGGGCAGGUGGCGAUGAGACUGGAGCUGCUGGGGAUGUCGCUGUCUCAUCGCCCCCCUGUUUCUGAGAAGAGCCCUGGGAGCUGGACGACUGACAUGGCACUAGGGUUUGACAGGGAGGUGGGCAUAGCAGUGCGGCUGCUACAGCUGCAGUGGUCGGAGCUAGAGCUGAACCUCUCUGAGCGUCUGCUCGCCCUGCGCAUCAUCAAGCCCCCCAAGCGCCCCCCUGCCGCGCAGCCUCCUGUUACUCCCGCGCCAGUGGCUACAGCAGGAGCGACUGUUCCUGUGCUGGUGAACGAGAGGAAGCGCCCCAACCUGCCAGAAAAGGUGCAAGUGACCCUACCGCGCAUCAUGGUGCGUCUGUGGCACCACCGCUGCGGCCUCCUGCUGCGCAGCAGCUGCGGCCCCAUCACCCUCUCCUCCACACUCUCCCGCCCCGCUCCUGACCUUUCAGUCAUUGAGGCUGAUUUUAGUAUCGGCAUUGUGGAGACGGCAGAGGCAGUGCGGGCAGAGGUGGAUGAUGUGACUCUCUCAGCUGUGGACUGGCGGGUGUUCCCCGCCACUCUCGCCCCGUGGGUGUCUCAUCCUUUCACCACUUUCAACCGCUCUGCACCCCCUUUUUCCCCUCUCUCAGACAGCAGAGGCAGUGCGUGCAGAGGCGUGCAGGUGGCAAGGCUGCCCAGAGAAGAGGACUUCGCCAGGCUUGCUGAGGCACAUGGUGCUGCUGGUGUUGCCGGUGCUGCCGGUGCUGCUGGUGAUCCUGCUCUUUCCCCUUCUGCUUCUGCUUCUGCUGCGGCUGCUGUGCCUCGGGAGCAGGUGUUUAUUCAGGUGUCUCGCCUGGGAGCAGAGUGGGGCCCUGGGAUUCCCGACAAUUGGGAAGAGCUUGGGGAUUCAUCAGGAGGGAAGGGAGGGGGGGAAUUAUCGGGAGCAGAAGGAGCAGGAGCAGGAGGAGAAUCAGGAAGAGGAAUAGGAGUAACAGGGAGUGUCAGCACCCCUGGUAGUGGCUCCGGUGGGGGCGCAUAUAGGGUGGUCAGUGGAGGAGGAGGAGUGGGGAGGGGGGAAGGGGGGAUACUAUACAAGGUGCUGAUGGUGCAGGUGGGGGUGCGGGGGCUUAGAAUCCGCCCCUCCUUCCCCCUCCUGGGAUCGCUAGCAGAGGAAAUCACCCGGGCAGAGCAUUUUGUCAAAAGGGAGAAGAAGAGAGGUGCUAGUACUAGCACAGCGGGUGCCACUGCAGGUGGGGCUGACGCGAGUGCUGCUGGUAAGGACUCAGGCAAAGGGAAGAGCAAGAGCAAGAGCAAGGGGAAGGGCAAGGGGAAGGGUGUGAAGGCGUUUCGGAUAGUCCUAGACGACUCUCUGCUGGAGCUGGAGUGCCCGUGCACGGUGGUUGAAGCUGAUGUGCUAGACCCUAAGAAAGUGCACUUUGGGGAUGAGCUGGGAGAGCGGGUGUUCCACCUCACCCCUGAGGGGGACUUGAGGGUGGCGAGGGUUAGGAGGUUUGAGUGGGAGGGGGUUGAGCAUGCUUCUGUGGUGUGUGCUUUGCGGGUGGAGUUGCCUUCGGUGACGGUUGGGGGGAGAGUGGGGGGGAAGCAGGUGCAGGUGGGGGUGGAAGGGGCGAGAGUGGUUUAUGUGGAGAAAGGGGAGGGCGGGGAGUUGGGGAGUGCGGUGCGGAGCGGUGGUGCUGGGUUUGGGAAGGGGGGUUUGGAAGGGAAGGGAGGGGAAGAGAAGAGAGUGGGGAGGGAAGGUGGGAGGAGGCAGGAUGGGGUGAUAGCAGAGGUGGUGGUUUGCCGGUUACAAAUGGCGCACGUGUUGCUUCGGAAAGGGCUGCUAGGUCUGGACGGAGGUCCGGCGCCGGACCGGGUGGUGGUUACCGCAGCUGGGCUGGAGGCUCGGUGGGAGCCAGACGUACAGGUGCUGGUGGUGGAGGUAGGGGAGGAGAUGAAGGAGGUUACGGGUCGGAGAAAGGCUGUGAUAGAACAAUGGCGGAGAAUGGCAGAGAGAGAAGGUGAGGCGGAGCAAGCGCGGGUGAAUCAUCAGCAGGCGCAGCAGAAGGGAGAGGGAGAGGGUGCAGGAAAGCUAGCCACAGCAGGUGGUAGUCUGGAUUCCGCCGGUGCUGCAGUUGCGGUGCUGGAGGGUGUGGUGGGGUUGGGAACGGUUGGAGGCGGUGCCGGGCGCAGGAACAGUGACAGCAUUGUCGGUGGUGCCACGUCAGCGGCCGGCGGUGGCGGCGGCUCCAGCUGGCAGCAGUGGAAGCCGGGAGGACACGUGGCAGGAGCACCAUCAACAGCAGCAUCAGAUAAUGCCUCAGCAGCAGCAGCAGCAGCAGCAGCAGCAGCAGCAGCAGCAGCAGCAGCAGCAGCAGCAGCAGGAUCAGGAGUAGCUGGUGAUUCCACAGCCGCGGCCAACCCGAGCAAGCCGGCGAAGGCGAAGAAGCCGAAGCCAGUGGUAGCGGUGGAUGUGACGGGGGUGGUGGUGACGGUGGGGAUAGGCGACGAGACAGAGAUGCGUGUGGAGGCGAAGGGGCUGUUCUCAGAGGACGCGGCCAUGGGGGCGCUUCUUGAGGGCCUGGCGUUGAGAAUCAAUGGAGCGGCUAUGCUCUUCAGCGAGUCCUUCCAGGUCUCUCGUGUGCCGAGUGCAACACCAGUGGUGGUGGCUCCGCCCUCCGCCCCUCCACCAGAGCCAGGAGCUAGUGCAUCAACAGUGUGGGACUAUGUGAUCCAGGCGAGCUCGUCGCGCUUCAUCCUGCCGUUCCAGUUUGAGGUGCGCGCAGUGGAGGACAGCGCUGAGGACAUGAUGCGCGUGCUCAAGGCUGUCACCGCCGCCCAGAAGAUGGCCCGCCAGGCAAGGCGCUUGCGGCACGGGGCAACUGCUGCUGCUAGUGGUGCUGCUGCUGCUGGUUCGGUUCCAGCUGCUGCUGGGUCAAGCCUGGCAGCUGCAGUGGCCGAUCCAGCAGCUCUGGCUUCCGCAACAGCCGCCGCCGCCGCCGCCGCCGCCGCCGCCGCCGCCGCCUCAGCUGCUGGGUCAGGCCCGGCAGCAUCGGUGGGCGAUCCGGCAGCUCUGGCAUCCGCAACAGCUGCAGCGGCGGCAGCAGCAGAGGCAGAGGGGGUGAUCCCCCCCACGGUGCCCUCCUCCUCCUCCGCCCCCAAGCCCAAGAAGCCCCCUGCGCGCCAGAAAGGCCUCAUACGCCUUAUAGUGAAGGAGCUGCUUUUAGAGGUGGAGGAGGAGCCUAUACAGGGGUGGCUGGACGAGAGGAGGCAGCUUAUGAGACCGCUAGUGGAAGAUAGGCUGGUGAGGGAGAGAUUGCUGGAGGAAGAGGAGGAGAAUUUGAUGGGCGGGGAUAUUUUUCCCGCGGGUUUGGAAGGGCGUGUUGGGGAGGGAGUAGGGGGCGGGGAUGGGGAGAAGUCUCCUCAGGAUGGGAGGGGAGGGGGAGGAGUGGGGGUAGGAGGGGGAGGAGGGGGGAAAGGGGUGAGUCCGCAAGUGCUGGCUGCAGCAGCGGCUGCAGCAGAGGCUGUUGGGGCUACGCAGGUUUCAGGCGAAGCCAAAGGUACUGCGGUCAGGUUGAAACUUUUCCGGGAACGUUUCCAGGCUGCCCGGGAGGAUCUGCACCGGCGGGCAUGCCUGGCGUACAAAGCAGCGUGCGAAAAUCUUGUGAAGGAUCCGGGCACGGGAUGGGCGUAUAAAAUCGGGCUGAAUGAAAAGUUUCCGAUGACCACCACCCGAAGAAGCGCUGCUAGCCUGUGGUUCGCGUUUGCAGAGCUGGCUCUGAUACCAAUAGAGCACGGGCGGCAAGGCAUGGUGGCGAAAAUUCGCAAGCUAGACACUGUUCCUGCUUCAGAUAAGGUACCCAUUGCGAGGAUGUACGGGCGGGCAGUGGAGCUUUCUUGUGUCGGGCUGAAGUUUUCUCUCAGGGAUUUCCCGCUGCCGCUGUUUGCGGCUGCUUCCGCGAAGCUUCGUGGGACGGCGAUUAUGGCAGCGCAGGCUACAGUGUACCAGCCGCAGCAGAAGUCCGACGUGUUUCUUGGAAGGUUCCGGCGGGUUACCGUGUUACGAACGGCCAGCGGCGCCACCCCUCCGUUGAAAUUCUACUAUGAAGCCGAGGCGGAGUUUGAAUCGGCUGAUCUGUCGUACGGGGUGGGGUAUGAACCCAUGCUGUUUGCCGAUGUGAGUUACGCGGUAACGUGCGCUGUGAGGAAGGGUCAGCCUACAACCAGGCAGGCGAAGGUGAUUGCGGCGGCAGCGGCGGCGGCAGCAGCAGCUGGGAAGCCGUAUCCUCCGGUGCAAAACACCCUCUCUGUGCCUGCUCUUGCUGCUGCAGCAGACCCUGCUGCGGCUCCUCAGGUCUGGCCGCCAGUGGAGAGAAGCUUGCCGUGGUGGGAUAUCAUGAGGUAUUACAUGCACGGGCAUGCGCAGUUCAUAGCGCUGGACUAUCAGGUGUUUGUUCAGGCGACUGUGGACCCAUACGAGCAGAACGACAUGCUUACACUGGUGGGUUCUCGGCUGGUGUUUUCCCAGAAGAAGGGGCAGAUGUUUGUGCGAGGGGAGGAUCUAGAGGCGCACAUGUCAAGUGUUCCGGAGGAUCCGCUAAGGAAGGCAGACGCGUGGGUGAGAGAGGGCGGGUCGGGCGGGGUCGGGAGGGGGACGGGCGGGGGAGCGGAAGGCGGGCGGUGGGAGGGAGACGAGUUUCUCCGUGCACCUGCGAUAGAGACGCCGGUUCUGGAGCUGGAUAUAAGGAUAGACUGGGAGGUGGAGGGGAAUGGGGACGCGUGCGCGCACUAUUUGCACGCGCUGCCGACGGAACCGGGCAUGAGAACGGUUCUGUACGAUCCGUUCCGGUCUGUGGGGAUGAAUUUCCGGUGGGACUGGCGGUUUUUGUCCAAGGAGCAGGCGAGGGUGAUUCACAGCAAGGGGGAGAAGAAGGGGAAGAGCAAUAUGGGUGGUGGCGGUGGGGUUGGUGGGGUGAGGGUGGGUCGGAGCAGCAGUGCGGUUGAUCUCCCUGCCUCUGGCUCUGCUGCUGCUGCUGGUGCUGCUGCUGCUGGUGCUGGCAACGCUGCUGCUGCUGUUGCAGGUGCAAGCAGUGGUUUAGGUAGGCAUGCACAUGCGUCCCCGGCAGUACCAGCCAUACCGCGCUCCACCUCUCUGUCUUCCGCUUCGUUCUCCCGGGCCUCCUCCUCCUCCCACCGCUUCACCGAGGACGAGGAUUUCUUCUCGGGCAGCUCAAAUGCCCACCGGUCAAGCAGCGGCGGGUCGUUCUCGUCCGUUGGAUUCGAACCCGGCAGCGCAUCGCAGCCCGGUGAUUGGCCGAGAGGAGCGGUAGGAGGAGAUACAGGGGCGGGGCUGGGUGCAAGCGGGCAUGGGCACUCGCUGAGACACAGAAGAACUUCAUCGGCGGCGGCGGAAGCACAAGCAAAGGCAGCAGGAGAAGGUGUGGGAGUGGUGGAGGGGGCACAGGGAGGGGGAGGUGGUGUGGCCGGUGCUGCUGCUGCUGGGGGUGCUGCUGACGGUGGUGGUGGGGGAAGGGGAGGUAUGGGGGCUGGGGCGGCGGGUAUGGGGAUGGGGGGAGAGGAGGAUAAUUGCACGCUGAAUUACAUGAUCAACAUCAUUCGCCCGCAGUUUAACUUCCACUCUGAGGAUGCUCAUGUGAGUAUGAUUCUGCAAACUGCACAUCUGAUAGUCAAGAAACGUAUUUGGAAGGACGAGUUUUGGGACGUCUCAUCAAGAGGUGCAUUUGGACUGCCUUGCAUCUUCCAUUCUACUCAUCUGGCUUUCCUCCCUGUUCUAUCUGCCUUCCUCUUCUUCCCCCCCUCCCCCUUCAACUCCCAGGGUCGGUUCCUCCUAGCUGCCAAGAGCGGGCACAUCAUGCCGGGAUUCGGUGAUGACCUGGACACGAUUCAGUGGAACCGGCAUGAGCUGGCAGUCAUGCUGGAGAACGUGCAGGCCUACGUGGCACCCACUGACGUGGACCUGACAGCUGGCGUGCAGUGGUUGGCCCACGUGCCCAUGGGUGCGGGGAGGAGGGGGGGAGGAAGGGGUGGGAAGGGGAGGAGGAGGAGGGGUGCGGGGAUGGUUGGGAUGGGUGGGAGAGGGUCGGAAGGGAGUCUUGCUGGUGGUGCCACUAGUGGGGAUGGUGAUGGUGACGAUGGCGGUGGUGCUGCUGGUGCUGGGCCGAGCGGAGUGAUGAUGCUGGGAAGAGGGGCUGCUAGUAACGGGGAUAUGGAGGGCAGUCACCUGCUGAAGCAGGUGUUUCAGCCGUGCACCAUGUACCUGGAGUAUACGCGAUACAAGAGUGGGUCUCAGGGCGCCCAGAAGAAGCCGUUAAAGGAACCAAAACUGCGGCCAGAUGCAGACGAGGACAAGGAAGAAGAGGAGGAGUACGGAUCCCGCCCUGACGGAGUACUCGAGGUGGAGGCGACAGAGGUGAAGGCAGAGGUGAAGGCAGAGGUGAAGGCAGAGGUGAAGGCAGAGGUGGCACAGAGGACCUCUGGAGCACGAGAGGAGGCACAGGACUUGACCCUUGGGUUUCCUCCCUAUCCAUGCACUCCUCUCCCCCCCACCCCGCCUCCAUCCAGGCUGAAAAAGCCAAAAGUGCGACCCGAUGCAGACGAGGAAGACGAGGAGGAGGAGGAGUACGGAUCCCGGCCGGAUGGAGUUCCCGAGGUGGAAGCAGCGGAGGUGAAGGCAGAGGUGGCGCAGCGGGCAGUGAACGCGCUCAUCCAGGACCUCUGGAGCACGGCUGCCCUCACCGCCUCCAGGGUUCACGGGCCUGAGCUGGCGUUUGCUGGCAGCUGGGACGGAGGGGGAGGGGGAGGAGGGGGGGGAGGUGGCAUAUAUGGGUCGGGCCGGCUGGUUCUGGAGGAGGAGGAUCCGACCCACAGGAGCCUUGUGCUCGCUCCGCCCAUGGUGCUGGUGAGUGGUUGCUUGGUGAUUGAUUUGCUGUUGAUGCUCCAGCCAGCAUGUGGCCACUUGUUCUGA